CAUGGUCAGAGGCACAGAGAGGAUGGCACAGCUGCUGUUGAGAUUUGAGAUGGCUGAAGAUCGUCAGCUCCUUUGGCUGAAUAACAGAGAUGAUCCUUGUGAGCUCUGUUUCAUCAAUAUUUGCUUUGUUCCCUCCUUUUUUUUGGUUGGCUCUAAUUUUUAUCAGAUCUGUGUAAUGUUUAACAUCUCAAAUGAAGCAGGAGAUGAUGAAGCAGUAUAAGUAACCGUGUGGGGAUCAGCGUGGUCUGCUGAAUGCAACGGGGCUUCUGAUUUUCAGAAUAAUUGGAAAAGAAGAUGAAGUGUCUCCUGUGCCUGUGUUUACUCCUUGCUGCUUUUUGUGCUGUAACCCACUGCUGCCCUGAAGACAUUUGCAGUGAAGUCAACAAUACUCACCUGAAGGACGGAAGGGAAAAUUUAUUAACAUAUAGUUGUGACAAGGAAGGUUCUAACUAUGCAGAUUUUGUAUUUAGAUUUUACAAGCAGGCUUCAUCAGAAGAAGCUGAUAAAAAUGUUUUCUUUUCUCCCAUGAGCAUCUCCACUGCCUUUGCCAUGCUGGCUGUUGGUGCUAAAUCAACCACUCUGUCUCAGAUUUUUGAAGGACUGGGCUUUGACAACCUGACUGAGACUCGCACACAUGAUGUACAUGAAAGUUUUCACAAAGUUUUGUCAGUACUGAACUGUGGUGAUGUUAAUAUCACAUUAAAUAUAGGGAAUGCCCUUUUUACAGCUACUGGGUAUGAACCACAGGAGUCAUUUUUACAAAAUACCAAAGAAUUUUAUGAUGCAGAUUUUUUCUCCAGUAAUUUUCAUAAACCAGAAGAAGCUACAAAGCAAAUCAAUAAAUAUGUAGAGGAGAAAACCAAGGGGAAAAUUCCUGAAUUAGUUGGUCAUCUUGAUCCAAGUACUGUACUGGUUCUUGUUAACUAUAUUUACUUUAAAGCUGCCUGGGAAAAGUCCUUCGAUCCCAUGCGUACAUUCGAGGAUGACUUUUUUGUGAACACAAAUGCAUCUGUUAGAGUCAACAUGAUGCAGCGUGAUGGUACCUCAGAUAUUUACUAUGACCAGGAUCUCUCCUGUGUGGUGGUAGAGCUGCCUUACCAGGGCACUGCACGGGCAUUGCUUAUUCUGCCUGAUGAAGGGAAGAUGAAGCAAGUGGAAGAUGCUCUCUCCAAGGAAACUGUUUGUAAAUGGGAUAGCAGACUUAUGACCAGGAGAUUAAAUCUGCAGUUACCAAAGUUUUCUAUUAGUGGGUCUUACGACGUUAAAACCCUGUUGCAGCAAAUGGGCAUUACUGAAGUGUUCUCAGCUAAUGCUGAUCUGUCUGGAAUUAGUGGCAAGCAUGACCUCCAGGUUUCACAAGCAAUCCACAAGGCCUUGCUGGAAGUUGAUGAGGCUGGAACUGAAGCUGCAGGAGCCACUGCCAUAAUCCUCACCAGAUUUUCCUCUAUUUCUCAUACCAUCAAAUUCAACAGGCCCUUCCUCAUUUUGAUCUCUGACAAACAAACUGGCACCACACUUUUCAUGGGGAAAAUUGUUGAUCCUACUCAGCAGUAAUCGCUGGGUUAUUUGGCAUACUGAUAUUGGGUAUGGGUUAUAAUGGCUGCAGCAUUUGCAGUUUUGGGCUAGGUAGUGCUGCUAACUAGUCUCUGAUUGAGAGAUACCAGAGGGAAUUGAGAAAUAUCCUUAUCAAAUUAAUAAGAAAAAAAAACAUUGUAAAAAAUCACCAUCAACUGACACUUUUUAAAUGCAACAUUUUCCCCAUAUGAAUAAUUGUAUUGGGCUUGCAUGGCAAGGUUUUGGCAGUGGGGGCCUAGAGGGGUAACUUCAUUAAGAAGCUGCCAGACACUUCCCCCAUAUCUGACAGAGCCACUGCCAACCAGCUCCAGGAUGGAUCUGCUGCUGCUGAAGGCUGAGCCAAUCAGGAAUGGUAGUAACACUGCUGUGGUAACAUAUCUGAGAAGUGAAUAAAGUUAUUUCACAGAAGUAAUUGCUGCCAGAGGAGUGCAGAGAAUAAAUGUCAGGAACCACUCUCCGGUGGAGAACGAGGGGAGGAGGUGCCGAGGUGCCAAAGCAAAGAUCCAUCCAUGGUGCCACCAUGCAUGCAGUUGGUGGAGGACUGUCCUGUGUGAGGGACCCCACUCUGGAGCAGGGAAAAGACUCCUCUCCCUGAGGAGCAGCAGCAGAACCAUGUGAUGAACUGACCAUGAGCUGGGGCAAAGCUGUUUUUAAGAUUUGUUUUACUUUUCAUUAUCCUGCUCUGGUUUUGAUUGGUAAUAAAUUCAAUUAAUUUCUCCA
Oenanthe melanoleuca is the source of this 2295-nucleotide messenger RNA. Its product is annotated as serine protease inhibitor 2.1-like. NCBI's taxonomy places the organism in Eukaryota, Metazoa, Chordata, Aves, Passeriformes, Muscicapidae. The record is from RefSeq and is a predicted model, not a curated record. Gene Ontology annotation, biological process: negative regulation of endopeptidase activity. Gene Ontology annotation, molecular function: serine-type endopeptidase inhibitor activity. The transcript is spliced from 5 exons. Bases 295 to 1554 code for a protein of 419 amino acids.